This is a messenger RNA of Cajanus cajan (pigeon pea), 2528 nucleotides long. Its product is annotated as subtilisin-like protease SBT3. The record is from RefSeq and is a predicted model, not a curated record. Gene Ontology annotation, molecular function: serine-type endopeptidase activity. NCBI's taxonomy places the organism in Eukaryota, Viridiplantae, Streptophyta, Magnoliopsida, Fabales, Fabaceae. Gene Ontology annotation, biological process: proteolysis.
UUAUGGAUGGGGGCAAAAAGAAUGAAGGAUCAGUGAUUGAAAUGGAAAGAAAGUGGCAACUUACAACAAAUUUGUGUUGGUGCAAAACAUCAUUCACGUGCAUGUCCAAGACAAUGAAGAGCAUGAUCUUAUUUUGUUUCUCAAUCAUUUCUUUGUUAUGCCUAUGCAAUUCAAAGGCUGGUGCAGUAGUAGAGAGAGCCACGUAUAUAGUUCACAUGGACAAGUCUGACAUGCCCAAAGUUUUCACUUCCCAACAUCACUGGUAUUCAUCCACCGUCUCCUCCCUCGACUCCACUACUCCUCCACACGACAACAUUAACCUAAACCCCUCCAUUUUGUACUCCUACGAGAACGCACUUCACGGCUUCAGUGUCACCUUGUCACCACACGAAUUGGAGACUUUAAAGCGAACCCCAGGUUUCAUCUCAGCAUACAGAGACAGAACAACAAAGCUUGACACCACCCAAUCCUACUCCUUCAUCUCUCUCAACCACUCCCACGGCCUCUGGCCCGCUUCCAACUACGGCGAAAACGUCGUCGUUGGCGUCAUCGAUUCAGGAAUCUGGCCCGAGAGCGACAGCUUCAACGACCAUGGCAUGGUAGCUCAGACUCCUCCAACGUGGAAGGGAAAAUGCGAGGGUGGUCAACACUUUGACCCCUCUCUAUGCAACUCCAAACUCAUAGGCGCAAGGUACUUCAACCAAGGUGUUGUCGCAGUGCACGGCGCUGAAAUUGGCGCUAACUCCGUUAGAGACAGUGUGGGACACGGGACACACACCUCGUCCACGGUGGCUGGCAACUACGUAAAAGCGGCGUCGUAUUUCGGUUACGCCAAGGGCACCGCAAGAGGAAUUGCGCCACGUGCUAAAAUUGCCAUGUACAAGGUUGCGUGGGCCCAAGGCGUGUACUCCUCCGACAUUCUGGCAGGUUUGGACCAAGCAAUAUCCGACGGAGUGGACGUGAUUUCAAUCUCAAUGGGUUUCGAUGCGGUGCCGUUGUACGAGGAUCCUGUAGCGAUAGCCGCUUUCUCUGCUUUGGAGAAGGGCGUGGUGGUUUCAUCUUCAGCUGGAAACGCGGGUCCGUUUCUCGGCACCUUGCAUAACGGGAUUCCGUGGGUUUUAACGGUUGGAGCCACCAACACAGAGCGUUGGUUUGGCGGCACGUUAAUUCUGGGUAACGGGAAAAGGUUUUCGGGGUGGACUCUCUUCCCAGCGAGUGCCACCAGUAGAGACCUUCCUCUGGUUUACCUUAACAACGUUUCGGCGUGCGACUCUUCUCAACUGUUGUCGCGUGUGGCACGUGGCAGCAUCGUGGUAUGCGAUCCCGUUGGCGUUGUGGAUGUUUUCCAACAGAUUGAACACGUGUCGUCGUCUCAAGUGUAUGGAGCUGUGUUUAUAUCAAGUGAUCCCAGAGUGUUUGAAAUGGGAAAAAUGACGUCUCCCGGGGUUGUCAUUACUCCUCGGGAUGGGGAAACUGUGAUCAAAUAUGCGCGUGGCGAGCCACGCGCUUCUGCUACUAUCAGGUUUCAAGAGACCUACGUUGGAACGAAGCGGGCCCCCACGGUGGCUACGUAUAGUUCUAGAGGCCCGUCUUGGGGGUGUCCGUGGGUUUUGAAGCCCGACGUGGUGGCACCUGGGUCGUCAAUUUUGGCGGCUUGGGUUCCGGAUUUGGCCGCGGCCCAAAUAGGCCCAAACGUGUUGUUGAAUAAUGAAUACAAUUUGUUGUCAGGAACGUCCAUGGCGUGCCCUCAUGCUUCGGGUGUAGCGGCUCUUUUGAAAAAUGCACACCCUGAAUGGAGUGCUUCGGCUAUUAGGUCCGCGUUGACAACCACGGCCAGCCCAAUGGAUAACACCGGAAAGCCCAUUGAGGAGAACGGAGAGUAUCCUCGACGGGCUUCUCCUCUAGCCAUGGGGGCUGGCCUGAUUGACCCUAACCGGGCCCUUGACCCAGGUUUGGUUUAUGAUGCCACCCCUCAAGACUAUGUUAACCUCCUCUGUGCGAUGAAUUUCAGCCAGGCCCAAAUCUUGGCCAUUACUAGAUCAAAGAAAUAUAAUUGCACGAGGCCAUCUUAUGACCUCAAUUACCCUUCUUUUGUGGCUUCCUAUGCUAACGAGACAAAAUUCCGGAGAAUUGUGACUUACGUGGGAGAUGGUCCAGCUUCUUACACGGCACGUGUGAGCUCACCCAAUGCCACUGCCAUCACCGUGUCUCCCAAUAGGCUCGUCUUCAAGGAAAAACAUGAGAAACGGAAAUUCACAUUGACGCUCAAAUCUCAAAUGGAAAAGGAACAACAUGUUGUGGCUUUUGGUGCACUCGAAUGGGUUGAAGAAAAGGGAAGGCAUGUUGUUAGAAGUCCCGUUGUGGUGGUACCUAGGAAUCCCCAAACUGGGAUUUAACUCCUUUUCCUAAUUAUAUAAAUGUCGUGUUCUUUUUUAAUGUUUAUUGUAUGUUGUAAUAUCAUGUGAGUGAUGAUAUAUAUGUAUGAACUUGCAAUCUUAUCUUAUUAUACAGUAUAGACGACUUUUCAA